AUGCACAAAACUAUACCUAACUCACAUCUAGCAGCACCACCGCCUCUAGCGGCGACACACCCGCACCGGCAGGGUUACGACAGCGACGCGGGCACACUAAAAGUCGUCUGGGCUGCAUCCCGUGCAAGCGACGUAAGAUCAAGAGACAUGGCCUUCAUGCGCGAACUGCGACAAGCGCGGACAUACCCCGAUGUAUUCAAGCACGCACGGCGUGACUACAUCGAGUCGGCAGUGUCAAGUCCUCGUCAAGUUGUUAAGCUUUCCGACACACCUACUAUCUACAGCUCAGAAGAUAUGCAGCUGUUUCAUCACUAUCUCGUCUCAGCACAUCCUUGGAUCCCGCACGACUGGGAAGAGCUUUGGGUCACCGAUGUUCCGGCAGCGUGCCAUAAAUACCCAUAUCUCAUGGAUGCUAUGCUAGCUCUUGCUGGAUCUCAUCUUGCCGUUCAAGUUGAAAAUCCACAGACUGCUCUGGCGGUCCAACAUCGACAAAAAGCCAUCGUUGGCCUCGAGGACGCCUUCGCUAAUUGGCCCCCGACGGCUGAGGAAUCGUAUAUCAUCCCUUUCUCUACACAGAAAGGCCUGGACACUAUAGCUAUGGACACCGCAUUUACCAAGUUCCCUGAAGUCGACCAGGAACUUUUGCACGAGGCUCUACUGUCUUUGAAACUCCUUUCCAGCAUAAUGGAUGGAACUGGUAUACAUUCCAUCGAGAAGGCCAUUGUUGGCCAGCUCACCGAAACACUUCGACUCCUGCUGCACUCAGACCUGGAAAUCGAAACUGACGAACUCCCAAUACCUCGUGACUCGCCGUUGGGUCUCUUUCCGUUCGCUAACCCGAUCUUACCACAAGACUUCGGGCUCGCGUUUGACAACAUCGACUGGGAGAAUGUUACGGAUCCACUUCCUGGCGCUCCAUACCCCAUCCGGUCUUUUGCAGCUAUGAUGGUCAUCCUCACGAUCUUCUCAACCUGGCCACACGAAGCACUCAUGCGCAUGUUUGACCGCACAAAUCAGCUCGGCAACGUCAUCAUGGCCCACUUUUGCGCGGUACGAUUCAUUCUAUCGUCGAUAGCUGCUCCAAAAAUGGCUUUGAAAACUCCUACAAGGGCGACUGUUCAAUGGAACGCUCUGAUCAUGGCAGCUAUAGAUGAUGAUGAAAGUGGAGAAUGGACGAAAUAUGUGGAAUGGCCAAGAAAGAUAUUACGAUCGCUUGCCCUAUUCAUGAUGGUUCGCACAGGUUACCGGACGAUUCUGGAAACCGCGAAGCUACUCGCCCUCAGAGAGGAGCUUGAGGCUGAGCUCGAGCGUCAUGUCGCGCUCAGAACAAUCAGAUUCAAUCGGGUGCGCGCGGGUACUUACGACGAGGGAACUGUCGUGCAGGGUAUCCACAUCAUUGCAGCGGACAAGUGGGACAUGGUUAUCUGCGGAAUGGAGAUUGCGGGUGGACGGCGAGAUGGGCAUUAUUGGGCUCGCAUACGUGGAGCUGAUGAGUGGAUCAAGUUCGGAAGUCAGCUCGUCAUCAACGGCAAUGAUGUUACCGAGGAGGUGGUGAAGUCAGGCGGGCACGUGGAUCUCCAAUGGGCAGAGACAGAGACACCACCAGAGUACAGACAUCCCAUAGAGUAG
Alternaria ethzedia is the source of this 1629-nucleotide messenger RNA. RefSeq lists its product as uncharacterized. Gene Ontology annotation, biological process: regulation of transcription by RNA polymerase II. Gene Ontology annotation, molecular function: DNA-binding transcription activator activity, RNA polymerase II-specific. Lineage: Eukaryota; Fungi; Ascomycota; Dothideomycetes; Pleosporales; Pleosporaceae. The transcript has 7 exons. The coding region runs from base 1 to 1629 and encodes 542 amino acids. The record is from RefSeq and is a predicted model, not a curated record.